ACCCAGCUGUGUGUCCAUGAAGAGUGAUAAAUCAAUGGACGAGCCGAUUGUGUUCAAACACACAGACAGAGCUACUGAUCAGAGACUGCAAAAGAAGAAAUUGAGGAUAACUGACGAUUCGUUGGAGAACGUAUUCAAGAUGGACUGUGAAAGAGAAGAAACUUAGUGACUCUGAAGUAUACAGCUGUGGAUGAGUAAAGAACUACAAUCGCACUGUCCAGAACUACAACCGCACUGUCCAGAACAAUAAUCGCACUGUCCAGAACUACAAUCGCACUGUCCAGAACUACAAUCGCACUGUCCAGAACUACAAUCGCACUGUCCAGAACUACAAUCUCACUGUCCAGAACUACAACCGCACUGUCCAGAACUACAAUUGCACUGUCCAGAACUACAACCGCACUGUCCAGAACUACAAUUGCACUGUCCAGAACUACAACCGCACUGUCCAGAACUACAAUCUCACUGUCCAGAACUACAACCGCACUGUCCAGAACUACAACCGCACUGUCCAGAACUACAAUCGCACUGUCCAGAAGAGGACGCAGUCCUUUUUGGGUCAUUGAGAGCUGGAAGGCGAAGUCAUCACUCUGAUGAAGAAUGAGCUGAAGAGGUUUCAGAAGCUCCUGAGUCCAGAUUACCCAGCAUGCACUGAGAGGGAGGUGGAGGAUGAGGAGGAUCUGCACAGUGUCAGAGAGGGAGCGCUGAAGAUCACACUGCACGUCCUGAAGAAAAUGAAUCACACAGAUCUCGCUAACACACUGCAGAACAAGCUGUGUCCAGUGAUUGCGUGUCAACAAACAUUAAAAUCCACACUGAGAGAGAAAUGUAAAAGAAUUAAUGAAGGAAUCUCACAGCCUGGAAGUUCAGCACUUCUGAAUGAGAUCUACACAGAGCUCUACAUCACAGAGGGGUGGAGUGGAGACGUCAAUAAUGAACAUGAGGUGAGACAGAUUGAGACAGCGUCCAGGAGACCAGCAACACAGGAGACACCCAUCAAAUGUAACGAUCUCUUUAAAGACAAGUCCAUCAGAAGAGUGCUGACUAAAGGAGUUGCUGGAAUUGGAAAAACAGUCUCUGUGCAGAAGUUCAUUCUGGACUGGACUGAAGGAAAAGCAAAUCAGGACGUCACCUUCAUGUUUCCACUUCCCUUUAGAGAGCUGAAUCUGAUGAAGCAGAAACAUCUCAGUCUGAUGGAUCUUCUUCAUCACUUUUUCCCUGAAAUUAGAAAACUACAAUUAAUAGACUGUGACUCCUACAAAGUGGUGUUAAUCUUUGAUGGUCUGGAUGAGUGUCGACUUCCUCUAAAUUUCCAGAAGAAUGAGAGUUUGUGUGAUGUGACAGAGUCAGCCUCAGUGGAUGUGCUGCUGACAAACCUCAUCAAGGGGAAUCUGCUUCCCUCUGCUCUCCUCUGGAUCACCUCUCGACCAGGAGCAGCCAAUCAGAUCCCUCCUGAGUGUGUAGACCAGGUAACAGAGGUACGAGGGUUCAGUGAUCCUCAGAAAGAGGAGUACUUCAGGAAGAGGAUCAGUGAUCGGAGCCUGGCCAAUAAAAUCAUCUCACACAUGAAGUCUUCAAGAAGCCUCCACAUCAUGUGCCACAUCCCAGUCUUCUGCUGGAUCUCAGCCACUGUUCUAGAGAGAAUUUUGGGUGGAGCAGAGAGUGGAGAGAUCCCCAAGACUCUGACUCAAAUGUUCACACACUUCCUGAUCUUUCAGAUCAAACACAAGGACCAAAAGUACCAUCAGAAAUGUGACCCUGAUCCUCAGCAGACCAGAGAGAGUAUCCUGGCACUGGGAAAACUGGCUUUCCAACAGCUGGAGAAAGGAAACCUGAUCUUCUAUGAGGAAGACCUGAGAGACUGUGGCAUUGAUGUGAGAGAAGCGUCAGUGUACUCAGGAGUGUGUACCCAAAUCUUCAGAGAGGAGUUUGGGCUUCACCUGGAGAAGGUCUUCAGCUUUGUACAUCUGAGUGUUCAGGAGUUUCUGGCUGCUUUAUACACAUUUCUCUCCUUCAUCAGCAGAAAUGUAACAGAACAACCAACCACUGAUCUGUCUGAUCUUCUCGCCAAGUCAGACAUGUCUGAUCUCCUCAGGAGUGCAGUGGACAAGGCCUUACAGAGUGAGAACGGACACCUGGACCUGUUCCUCCGCUUCCUUCUGGGUCUCUCACUGGAGUCCAAUCAGACUCUCUUACGAGGCUUAAUGCCACAGACAGGAAGCAGCUCUCACAGCAAACAGGAAACAGUCGAGUACAUCAAGAAGAUGAUCAGGGAGAAUUCAUCUCCAGAGAAAUCCAUCAAUCUGUUCCACUGUCUGAAUGAACUGAAUGAUCAUUCUCUAGUGCAGGAAGUACAAACUUACCUGAACAGAGAAUAUUACUGUAGUCUCAGUGGAACCAGACUCUCUUCUGCUCAGUGGUCAGCUCUGGUGUUUGUGUUACUGAGCUCAGAUCAGGAACAGGAUGAGUUUAAUUUGAGGCAAUAUGAUCCAUCAGACGAAUGCCUUCUGAAGCUGCUGCCAGUGGUCAAAGUCUCCAGAAAAGCUGAUCUGUGGAGGUGUAAACUGACAGAGGAAAGCUGUAGAGUUCUGUCCUCAGUUCUCAGAUCAAACUCCUCCAGACUGAGAGAACUGGACCUGAGUUACAAUAAACUGCAGGAUUCAGGAGUGAAGCUGCUCUCUGCUGGACUGGAGAAUCCACACUGUGCACUGGAGAUACUGAGGCUGAGUGAGUGUGAUCUGACAGAGGAAAGCUGUAGAGAUCUGUCGUCAGUUCUCAGUUCAAACUCCUCUAGACUGAGAGAACUGGACCUGAGUUACAAUAACCUGCAGGAUUCAGGAGUGAAGCUGCUCUCUGCUGGACUGCAGAAUCCACACUGUACACUGGAGAAACUGAGUCUGUGUGGGUGUAAUCUCACAGGGGAAAGCUGUAGAGUUCUGUCCUCAGUUCUCAACUCCUCCAGACUGAGAGAACUGAACCUGAGUGACAAUAACCUGCAGGAUUCAGGAGUGAAGCUGCUCUCUGCUGGACUGAAGAAUCCACACUGUACACUGGAGACACUACGGAUGACUGCCUGCAGGAUUACAGAUGAAGGUUAUUCUGCUCUGGCUUCAGCUCUGAAUUCAAACUCCUCAACACACCUGAGAGUGCUGAGUCUGUUAGGUAAUAAAACAGGAGAAUCAGGAGUGAAGCUGCUCAAUGAUCUAAAGGAGGAUCCACACUGUAAACUGGGGACACUAUGCUUUUAGUCAUAGUACCUCACCAGGACUGCGAUGACAUGCGAUGUGUUUCUGCUCAGCAAGGCAUCCUGCAGUUUGUUGUAACAGGACACUAAAACAUUUCAUUCUCUAUUAAAGUGGUGAUGUUUAAUGCUGAUUUAAUCCUUUUUUCCUAGAGAAUAAUUUAAAAAUCUUUGUACAUUGUUAAUCUGUUUUGUAAUGGCAAUUAUGUUAACGACUCUGUUGCCUAAUUUGUUGUCAUUGUGAUUAAUGACUUCAACUCUGUCUACUGAUAGUUGGGUCCAGACCAGCAGGUUUCUUAACCCAAUUUUUCCAAAAACAUGAUAUUUUGUUGUAGAAAAGAGCAGAACUGGCACCUUAUUGUUUCUAUAUUAAAAUGUGUUAUUGGGUC
This is a messenger RNA of Ictalurus punctatus (channel catfish), 3630 nucleotides long. Its product is annotated as NACHT, LRR and PYD domains-containing protein 3. The record is from RefSeq and is a predicted model, not a curated record. The coding region runs from base 594 to 3248 and encodes 884 amino acids. Gene Ontology annotation, molecular function: protein binding. Lineage: Eukaryota; Metazoa; Chordata; Actinopteri; Siluriformes; Ictaluridae. The transcript has 10 exons.